Molecule: messenger RNA, 1161 nt
Organism: Aspergillus nidulans FGSC A4
Lineage: Eukaryota; Fungi; Ascomycota; Eurotiomycetes; Eurotiales; Aspergillaceae
Product: aspartic protease prtB
Exons: 4
Coding region: 1-1161 (386 amino acids)
Biological process (GO): proteolysis
Cellular component (GO): extracellular region
Molecular function (GO): aspartic-type endopeptidase activity
Source: RefSeq, a predicted model, not a curated record
AUGGUUGUCUUCAGCAAAGUUGCAGCAGCGGCCUUCGGCUUGUCUGCCGUAGCAUCUGCGAUGCCCGCGGCUCCUCCUCGCCAGGGCUUCACGAUCAACCAACUCACGAGGGCGAUUCCCAAACGCACCAUCAACCUUCCAGCGAUUUACGCCAAUGCAUUGUCCAAAUAUGGCGGCAAUGUCCCUCCACACAUCCAGGAUGCUAUGGCUCAUGGUAGUGCUGUGACCACCCCGGAACAGUACGACGUUGAAUACUUGACUCCAGUCGCUGUUGGUGGCACAACAAUGAACCUAGACUUUGACACUGGAUCCGCGGACCUAUGGGUGUUUUCCAACGAGCUUCCGUCUUCCCAGACUACAGGCCACAGCGUCUACAAACCAUCCGAUAAUGGAACCAGAAUGUCCGGAUACAGCUGGGAAAUCUCAUAUGGCGACGGCAGCAGUGCCGGUGGUGAUGUUUACAGAGACACCGUCACCGUUGGUGGCGUCACUGCGCCAGGGCAGGCAGUCGAGGCCGCUUCACACAUUAGUGAACAGUUCACCCGGGAUCAAAACAACGAUGGCUUGCUCGGUUUAGCAUUCAGCUCCAUUAACACUGUUCAACCGAAAUCCCAGACCACCUUCUUCGACAGCGUAAAGUCUCAGCUUGAAUCUCCUCUGUUUGCUGUAACACUUAAGCACCAGGCUCCUGGUUCCUACGAUUUCGGCUACAUCGACCAAUCAAAAUACACUGGCGAGCUUACCUAUACAGAUGUGGACAAUUCUCAGGGCUUCUGGAUGUUUUCCGCAACUGCAGGGGAGACUGACUUUGACGCCAUCGCGGAUACCGGCACAACCCUCAUUAUGAUCGACCAGUCUAUCGCAGAGGACUAUUACUCUCAGGUUCCACUCGCCUUCAACAACUUCUUCUACGGUGGUUGGACCUUCCCUUGCUCCGCCGAACUCCCGUCCUUCACUGUCACCAUCAACGGCUACGACGCCGUUGUCCCAGGCGAGCACAUCAAGUACGCCCCCGUUACCGAUGGCUCCUCUACCUGCUUCGGAGGUAUCCAGGAUAACCAGGGCCUCCCGUUCUCAAUUCUUGGCGACGUCUUCUUGAAAAGCCAGUACGUUGUUUUCGACUCGGAGGGCCCUCAGUUGGGCUUCGCGCCCCAGGCUUAG